UUUGAUAAGAACAAUACAAAAAAAAAGAAAGAAAAAAAGAAUAGAAUUUGUUAUAACAUCAAUUAACCUGAAGUAUUGAUCAUCCUCAUGAAGCCGACACGUGUCGGAUCUUAGCAUCAAUCAUGCGAGCUCAACCCAGCCAGAGGCAACUUGGGUCACCUAGGCACUCACUCAACCUUCCAGAGCCAGGACGAGUCGAGGCCAGCUCUCAUUCGACCCAUCAUUCGAAUCGACCACCCUCAUUCACUCGGCUGUACUGGCAACUUGUGAGGCUGACUAGUAAGGCGGUACUUAUCGUCCCUCUCGCAAGCCGAAUCAAGAGGCGAUUUGACCUCGAAAGCUAUGCUAAUAGCUAUCCAUUAUUUUCAUCAUGAAUGCGACUCAGUCCAGGAUGACUCACCAUACCCCCUCAAUCAACUAUCCAGGACGCUAAUAGCUAUGAAUCCUGCUAUUUGGCUCGCGGUUGGACCGCGAGCCAAACCUCUUUUUCCAAUAGCUAUCCAGGAUGACUCAGUCCAGGAUGACUCAUCGCCUAAGGCUUUAAUAAAAAGAAAUGGACAAAGAGACAUGGACCUGGUUGGCUUUAAUAAAAAACAAUUGACGCUUGACUUUGAUAAAAUAAGUGGAUGCUUGGCUGUAACCCUUUAUCUUGGUCUCAACAAGUCGAUAAUCACCAUCUCAAUAGAACCUGCAAAAAAGAAAAACGAAGAGGGAGUAGAAAAAAAAAAUCAAAUAUGGUGGUUGUCGGAGAUGUGAUUGCAAGCAAAAUCAUUCAGAAGCUGGUGGAGGUUGGGUUUGACUACGCAGCAGACCAGUUUUUUUCUCGGCGAAGACGAAUGAACGACGAGCUUCAAAGUCUCGAGGCUGCUCUUCCUCGUAUCCAAGCUGUCGUAAACGCAGCGGAGAGCGGGCAAGGAGAAAUAACCGGAGACCUCGACAAAUGGCUAUGGCAACUUAAGGGUGCUAUCUACAUGGCCAGUGACGUACUCGACGAUCUCGAUUAUACUGACAUACAGAAGCGAACAGAGGCGGAUGCUGCAGGAAGAGGGCCUCGUGGCAGCAAGGUGAGUCGUUUUGUUUCCGAUUCUAAACGAAGAGUUUCCAAGUUUAGUAAAAGAGCCUUUAAAUCCGACCCCACCCUCGAGAAGCUAAGGGGGGCUGUCAAGAGGCUAAGUGAAGUGGCGGCAGGCGUUGAAGUUUUUAACCGUUUAGUAACAGAGCGUAACCAACAACAGCAGCAGCAACAACAGCAGCAAGAACAACUUCGUGAAACUGGACCUAUUGUAAGGGAGAGAGAUGUGCUGGGAAGGGAUGGGGAUAGGAAGGAAGUGUUACAGUGGUUGACGUGGGCGCCCAUCGCUAAUGAGGAUCACGAGGGCAUCUCUCUUUUCUCCAUUGAGGGCCUCGGAGGAGUCGGAAAGACAACCCUUGCACAAGUCGUCUACGGGGAUGACACCUUACAGAGUUCCUUUGGCAUCAAAAUUUGGGUGUGUGUCUCCACUCGCUUUGAUGUUAAAAAGAUUACGGGAGACAUCCUAGAAUGCGCUGCACAAAGGAGACCGGACGUUGGAGGACUUGGCCCACUACAGGAAGCUCUCGAGGCCUUGGUGUCAUCUAAGAAAUUUCUCCUCGUCUUGGAUGACGUUUGGAAUGGCGACGAUCUCUCUAGUUGGCAGACGUUGUUUGCUCCGUUGAGGUGUGGACUUAAAGGAAGUAAAAUCAUUUUAACUACCAGAUCGGAGAAGGUCGCCGAAAUGGCUACACUAGCUUUGGGAAGGACGGCAAACGAGUCGAUGAAGUUAAAACCCUUGGAUGGUAAUGACUUCUUAUCACUUUUCAACCGAUACGCAUUUGCUGGAACAAAUCCCCAUAAUCAUGGGAAGCUGCAAUCAAUUGGCGAGCAAAUAGCUGGAAGGCUUGGAGGCUUGCCGCUGGCUGCCAAGACGAUUGGAGCGUUAUUGCGUUCUAACUUGGAUGACAGUCACUGGACGAAUAUUCUGCGAUCUAGUCGUAUAUCAGAUUACGGACCACAGAGAGAUUGUGUGAUGCCGGCUCUGAUGUUGAGCUACUAUUAUUUACCGAAGCACCUAAGACCUUGUUUUGCAUUUCUCAGCACCUUUCCUCAAGAUCACCGUUUUUUCAAAGAUGAUCUAGUUUUAAUGUGGAUGGCGCUCGGCUUCAUCCAACAAUCUCCUCAGAAUCCAGCACAAGCACCAGAGGAUAUUGGAAGCCUCUACUUUGAUGAGUUAGCCAAACUGUCAUUCCUUGAACCAUUUCGUCAGCAAAUCAAAAAUCCCUUAACUCAAAGAUUGGAAGAAGUUUACAUCAUGCAUGAUCUUUUGCAUGAUCUGUCAAGCAAAGUAUCUCAUGGUGAAUGCUUUACAUUUGUUGGAGAUAUGUCAAUCAACGAGAUCCCAAACACAGUACGUCAUUUGUACUUUGAAACCGGUGAUCUUGAUCUUCUCAAAGAUAUGGACAAAUGGAAGAACUUGCACACCCUGAUUCUAAAAUUCAAUGGAUACAAUAAUGAGCAUGCCGCGGCUUUCCGACAAAUGUUUGAAUCACUAGAAAGCAUUCGAGUGUUGCGCAUCACUAUUAAAGAAAUGGAAGUGUUGCCGUGUGAAAUAGGUAACUUGAGGCAUCUCAGAUAUUUGUCAGUUCGUCAUCGUUCUACUCGGUUGCCUAGUUCAAUCUGCAAGCUUUACCACCUGCGGGUACUUGAUUGUGGCAAUAUUGAAACUUCUCCAGUUUUGGUCUUGAAUAACCUUAUUAACUUGAGACAUCUGCUGCCAAAUCAAUUCCCUGAUGCAGCAGAGGAGUAUGAAAAGGUGCUCGAUUGCCUCCAUCCGCCUGAUAGCCUCAAGGAACUCCGAAUUACACGGUACCGAGGUGCAAGGUCUCCAUAUUGGAUGGAAAAAGGUUUGUUAAAAAAUCUAGAGCGCGUUGUUCUUUACCAGAACACGGCAUGGAAGCACCUUCCUUCUCUCGGGAAGCUUCCCUAUCUCAAUGAAUUGAGAUUGGAUUCACUAACAGGACUUGAGCAAAUUGGCUUUGAAGGUGGAUUUCAGCAACUGAAGAUUUUAGAAAUCGAAGAUUGUGAUCAAUUGGAAGAGUGGUCCGGAUUUGGAGCAGAGACGGCACCUUGCUGGCCUCUCCUUGAAAAACUCGAAAUCUCGGGGUGUCCCAAACUGAAGGCACUGCCUCCUCUGCCCCUAAGUCUACAGAGCUUGACGUUACUGGAUGUGGGAUUGUCCGAUUCUCCAACAUUCUUCCCGGCUACUCCAUCCUCGUCCUCCUCCUCUCCUUCCCUCACCCACAUGGAGAUUGCAAGAUGUGGAAAUUUAACAUCAGUGGCCGGCUUGCUGCGGCAUCGCCUCACCGCCCUCAGGACGUUGGAGAUUAGGCGUUGCGAAGCUCUUGCGGAUCAGCACGCAGAGGAAGGCUUUCAGCAUCUGCACUCCAUCGAAAGCCUAGCGAUUGAAUAUUGCCCAAAGCUGAAGAUGGCUACCGACGCGGUCGCCCUUACUUCUCUUUCUGAACUUAGACUGUCAGGUUGGAACCACAUAACAUCCUUUCCCUCCAAAGAGGCGUGCAGAAGAUUAACGUCACUAAAAGAGCUGACAUUGGGAGACAUGGGAGGGCUGAUGUCAGUUGAGGGUCUAAAGGCUCUUUCCCACCUUGCUUGGCUACGGAUUGAGAAGUGUCCCAAGCUCGUGCAAGCAGCAACAGCGUCAAUUAAGGGGAAGGAGGAGGAGGAGGAGGAGUUCGUCCCUGCGAUGGCCCCUUGCUGCCAUUGAUGACCCCUUGCUGCUCCACGUUGAACCAUUGAGAAAACUCACGUCUGUCACACGUCUAUGGAUUGACUGUGGGAAUCUGGAGAGCGAGGGAGACAUCAACCCGUGGUUGUUGCGCAACGGAACUUCGCUCUUAUUCAUCCAACUGGGAAAGUACAGUACUGCAAAGUCGCUGCCUCGUAGCCUCCAAGCCCUCUCUUCCCUGGACUCUUUAGAAAUCACUGAAGCUUAUCAGCUCCAAUCGCUGCCGCGGAUGC
Molecule: messenger RNA, 4051 nt
Organism: Asparagus officinalis (garden asparagus)
Lineage: Eukaryota; Viridiplantae; Streptophyta; Magnoliopsida; Asparagales; Asparagaceae
Product: putative disease resistance protein RGA3
Biological process (GO): defense response to other organism
Molecular function (GO): ADP binding
Source: RefSeq, a predicted model, not a curated record